Messenger RNA from Fusarium falciforme, 558 nucleotides. Its product is annotated as MFS domain-containing protein. The record is from RefSeq and is a predicted model, not a curated record. Gene Ontology annotation, biological process: transmembrane transport. Gene Ontology annotation, molecular function: transmembrane transporter activity. Bases 1 to 558 code for a protein of 185 amino acids. The transcript is spliced from 2 exons. Lineage: Eukaryota; Fungi; Ascomycota; Sordariomycetes; Hypocreales; Nectriaceae.
AUGCAGCCCAUCACCCAGCUCAUCCCCAUUCUUCUCCGCCCCCUGGGUCUCGCCCGGCACCCGGCUAUCAUCUGGGCGUGCGUAAUGUGGUCUGUCACCUACGGUUGGGUCAUCAUCCAGGGUGCCGUGGCCGACCAGAUCUUUAGGCCCCCCUCAAAUAAUCUGUCCACAACAUCUGUAGGUCUCCUCAUCGGCAUUGCCCCUCCGGUUGGAUCUGCUAUCGGGACCAUUCUGGGUGGUUGGAUGUGCGAUUGGGUGGCGCAGCUUAUGGCCAAACGAAAUGGCGGUGUCUAUGAGCCUGAGUUCCGACUGGUAGUGUUCGUACCUACCCUGAUCACCAUUAUUAUUGGCUCAUUCGGCCUGGGCAUGGUCAUUGCAGGUUCCUUAUCUAUCUGGGCCUGUGCCGUCUUCCUGGGGAUCCUGAACUUUGGAGUUGGUGUAGGCUGUACUGGCAUUGUUGCGUACUCAAACGAUGUUUGCCAGCAUAGAGCUGCGGAUGCCUUUGGCGUUACCAUGCUUGUCAAGAGCGCCUUGCUUUUGGUCUCACUUUUAUGUUGA